GCUACAACGUCCGGCUUCCCAUAUGAGCCAGUAUGACCGAGACAUGGACUCGCGAGCAUUUCGGAGAGGACUCGGAACAGCUUCUUGUAACCCGUGGCGAUUGCACAGCCUGAGCCGGUACCGACAUGGGAUUCGGGAGGGAGUAGCCGGGAAGAAGAGGCUCAGCGCAGUUUUCUCUCUCAGCUUGGGAAGAUGUGUGACCGGCUUCAAUUCGUUGACGGACUAUGUCUCGAGGGAAUAGGGGAGACUCGCAGCUGGCAGCUGGCAGACGAGUGUCUUCCCAUUUAUUGGCCGGUCCCGGGUUAGAUGUGCCCUGUACCCUCUCUCUCUUCUCCUAUUUCAAAGACGUCGUUCACUUUUCUGUCACUUCUGGGCUGCCAGCUGCCAAGUCGGAAACGUUCGCGUUGUUUCUUUUCUUUUCUACGGCGCGUCACUUCGCGUUGUUUCUACUCUUCCUUUUUUCUUCUUCACAUUGCAUUUCGAAGGAAUCAUCAUUUCUUUUCGAGCACUACUUCGUUCCAUUCAUUAACCUCGUUAUCUCCUUUGCAACUCUGCGAUAGUUCACUCUGCAUCUGCGUUUCCUGCAUCAUAUUGUUUGUGAGAAGUUGCAUUAGGCGUUUCCAUCCCGUCUAUUCAUUGAAGG
Molecule: messenger RNA, 643 nt
Organism: Trichoderma harzianum CBS 226.95
Lineage: Eukaryota; Fungi; Ascomycota; Sordariomycetes; Hypocreales; Hypocreaceae
Exons: 1
Coding region: 225-560 (111 amino acids)
Source: RefSeq, a predicted model, not a curated record